CGGGAACAGAGGGAAAUGGUAUGCCCCGGAAGUGGUCGCCCAGCCUCCCAGGCCAGCUUCCGGUUCUACCGGAAGUGGCGAAAGGAGGCCGGUGGAUUCCGCAACUGUGGAGGGCGAGGUGACCCUGGCGCCGCCGCCACCAUGGGCCGCGAGUUCGGGAAGCUGUCCCGGGUGCGGCAUGUGAUCAGCUAUAGCUUGUCGCCCUUCGAGCAGCAGGCCUUCCCGCACUACUUCAGCAAGGGCAUUCCCAACUUGCUGCGCCGCAUUCAGGCGACCAUCCUUCGCGCCGCGCCGCCGUUUGUGGCGUUUUACCUCAUCUACACGUGGGGGACCCAGGAGUUCGAGAGAUCCCGGAGGAAGGACCCGGCUGCCUAUGAAAAUGACAGCUGAGCGAGGGGUCUGGAGGAUGGUUCCUUGUCUCCGAAAGACUGUUCUCUGGGAGGAGUCCACACUGUAGUGUCUUGAAGACACAAUAAACUUCUUUCAGGCUGCGA
This is a messenger RNA of Artibeus jamaicensis (Jamaican fruit-eating bat), 494 nucleotides long. Its product is annotated as cytochrome b-c1 complex subunit 8. Gene Ontology annotation, biological process: mitochondrial electron transport, ubiquinol to cytochrome c. NCBI's taxonomy places the organism in Eukaryota, Metazoa, Chordata, Mammalia, Chiroptera, Phyllostomidae. The coding region runs from base 16 to 390 and encodes 124 amino acids. The record is from RefSeq and is a predicted model, not a curated record. The transcript has 3 exons.